AUGGACGACGCCUGGCAAAACCAAGACGGCAGUGCCAUCCCGAACGAAGGCCCCGUCAACGGUGCAUCGCACGACGAUGGCUACGGCGGUGGACGCUCGCCUCGUGACGCGCCUCCGCGUCGUUCGAGCAGGAGCCGUAGCCCACGCCGCGACCGUGAGGACCGCGGACGCGGUGGAGAUGAUGGACAAAACAACCCUGGUAACAACUUGCACGUUUCUGGGUUGAGCAGCCGCAUCGACUCUCGCGAGCUCGAGGCGGCGUUCGCCAAAAUUGGUCGCGUUAAAAAGGCGUCGGUCAUGUACGACCCCCACUCGCGCGAGUCGCGCGGGUUCGGUUUCGUGACCAUGGAGUCUGCUGAAGAAGCCGACGCGGCUAUUACCGCGCUCAACGGCACUGACCUGCAAGGCCGCACACUGAGCAUCGAGAAGGCCCGCCGCGGUCGUGCUCGCACGCCCACUCCUGGAAGGUACUACGGUCCCCCCAAGCGUGGUGGAGGUAGCGAACGUUUUUACGACCCGCGUCCCUACGACUCGCGCUACGCUCGCGACCGUGGUGGGUACGGAGGCGGCCGCGAAGAGUACGGCGGCCGCGGUGACUACGGAGGUCGUGGUGACUACCCGCCGCCGCGUCGUGGUGGGUACGACGACAGGGAGGACUACAGGAGGGAUAGGCGAGGUGGUGGAGGGUAUGAUGACCGCGCUCCACCCCCUCCCAGGGACUACGGUCGCGAUGAUAGGCGCGGUGGGUACGAGGACCGUGAGAGGCGUUACUAG
Messenger RNA from Peniophora sp. CBMAI 1063, 774 nucleotides. The record is from the annotation of a GenBank genome assembly. NCBI's taxonomy places the organism in Eukaryota, Fungi, Basidiomycota, Agaricomycetes, Russulales, Peniophoraceae.